AUGCGCUUUGGUAAUUAGUAGCGAGCGAGUCGAGCGUAGGAUUAACCGAAAUACCGUCCCGUUUUCGAAAUGGCAAAGCUGGAGAAGCUGGAGGAAUUUGUUUUUUUUUUUUUUUUUUUUUUGCUACAUCGUAGUCGCAGAAUGAAAAAUUUAGUUCCUCCCAGCGCCACUCUCUGAUAUUCUCUUUUAAAAGAGGAACUCUCACAGAGUGACAAAAUUAUUGUUAAAAAUCUCUCCUUUUUAAAACGUUGAUAGAUCCUUUUUUUUUUUUGUACAUAGUCUAAGCUGUUAAAAGAUCGUUUCUUUUACGAUCUCGCGUUGUUGAAACAUUAUUCAUUAUUCGGGGUCAUUAGUCACGUUGAAUCAUCGGUCGUUUAACGCCGACCGGAGCCAAUACGAAACUCGAUCUGAUCGCGUAAUUUUUGUUCCAGAAGGACGGGAAACGCCAUUAUCACCGCCACCGCCUUCGAGCUCCUCCGUUCAGACAUCACCUCGCGGAUUGGGUUACACCUGCGGUCCCAUAGAUGGAUCCCUGUACGCUGUGGUACACCAGGGUGCUGCCGGUGGUGCCCGUGGCUCGCCAUUGACAGUUUCCAUGGACAGCGGCAUCAGCAGUGCUCCACCGCAACGACCUAGUCCACCAGAACCAGAGCCGGACAACCAGGCUCAUGGUGAUCUCGAUAAGCUUCUCCAUGAUAUGAUGCUUACUGUCGAGUCGAUGCCAGAUCCUCCGUCAGAGGACUACAGGACAGACAGGAGCGAGAAAAUGUACAUUCAGGAGACCCGUAGCUACAGCAGCCACGCGAGCAGCCAUUCCCCGUCGACCUACUCCACGCUGAAGGAUUCGUACAGGAAUUACAGCACCGCGAAAGAGUCCAGCCCGCCGUACAACUCGAGCAGCAAUUACAGCACCCUGAAGAACGAGUACCGCGAGCCAGUGAAAAUCGAGCACCGAAGGGAGGAGUGCGAAUAUCGCAUGUCGCCGGAUCGAAAGAUCACCGAGACCAGCACGGAAGUCUAUAGGAAACACGCUGACUCGUUUUCGCCGCCCGGGAAUAUCGAUUACAUCGACGAGGACAUCCCCUAUCACGCUCGACAGACGAGUCAACCGUUCUCGUACGGCGCCACGUCGGACAUGAUCAAACAUCAGAAGCUUUCGUCGCCUUCCCUGGUGAGAAAGGCGUCUGUACGAGGCACAGCGCCCGUCGUGGACUUUGAGGACAUCCUAGGCGAGAAUUCGAGGAGACCUAUCAGUCCCCUGAGCCCAAACACGCCGGAUCCUCCGCCCGAAUUAUCGUGGCUGAGGCAGCAACAGUUGAAACUCGCGGCGAGGCGGGAUGAAAGGAACCCGGGGAAACUUUGGCGACAGGAGACUGGAAAUCGCAUGAUCGGCGAACUGAGAAGCUUACAGAGAGGCAGAAUAAGGCACGACGGGUAUGCGAGUGACUCCGCGGUGCUUGACGACGACGACGACACGUGGAUUGUCAACCCCACUUCCGGACAGACGCAAUCGAGACCGGCGCCGUACACGUCAGCGCCAGCUAGUCCUCUGCUUCCGCAACGUUCCAGCAGCCGGAAGUACAAUGGUAGCGCCGGAACCACCGGUACUCUGGGAAGGCCGCGUGCAGAGAGCGUGAACGAUCGUCCCUUCAUGUCCGUGAAACGUGCCUACGAAUAUCGCAAAUACAACGACAGCCAGGUAAACGAACAACUACCGAUACGCAUAUAUAAUAGCGAUAGUUGGACUGAAGGAUUGCAAAGUCUUUAUCUAUUAUUUCUCAAAGAAAUAACCCCGGCAAAAGACAUCAAACAACAUAUUAUUGUAAUACUUGCCCCGACAAGCCGGGCAUGCAUCUUGGCAAUUAGCCCUCCGACAUCCCCCCGCUCUGGCUUAGUAAGCACGCAAACUUUAGGAUUAGCAAUGCAACAACAAGCAACGUUCAUUAACACGGACAAGCCUCAACCGCCGCGACCAGAGUCCCGUAGCGAUAGCUUUGCCCGCGCUGACGCUCUGUUGCGCGAGCAUCGACAGCUGCAACAGCAACAACAGCAGCAGCAGCUGGCGUCCGCCAACAACAGUCACACGGAUCAGAAACAAUCGAUCGGUCAGGAUUUCGUCUCGACUCUGGCGCGAAACACUCGGCCAGAGUCGCGGAAUCGCAUCGUCGCUUGUCAGAGCGUCAGCAGAACCACGGUGACCAGCAACGACAGGAGCACCGACCACGUGGACGCAGGACUGCUGACCAUGGUCGAUCAGCAGUCGAACGCGCGGACAAGCGCGGACCCUCUCGUGAGCCUAAUUCAAUCACUCGCUGAGAUUUCGCCCACCUACUCGCCCCAAUCGAUGACUAACAACGUCAAGCCAGACACGAGCGAUCAUCAUCACGCGAGCAUCAACGCAGCAAUUGCGACAACUGCGAGGAGCAACAUUGUUAACAUUAGCAGCACUAAUUGCUCCCCUAACCAGUCGCCCAAAGCAUGGCAGAAUUGCACCCAGUCGCACAAUGACUCGGCUUCAUCGUGGACCGAGAGGAGCGUCAGUCCCGGAAGUGCGGUGGUCAGCAGCAGCGCGUCGAGACCGCAAACGCCGGCGUUCCCGGUUCAUCCUCGAACCCCGUACGUGAACAACUCCUCGCCCACGGUUACGUUCGCGGCUGAUCGCUCCUACAGCACCAACGCCACCUACAACGUCAACAACAACAACAACAACAAUAUGAACAACGUGGAGUCGACCGGGAAUAACAACAACAACGUCGGGAAUUAUGGCAACGAACGAACGAUCUACAUCGAGGAACGAAGAGAAGUCUCGAAGGAGACGGGACUUCCACCCAAGAGUCCGACGACACAGAGCAAGGACCGAUCUGUUUCUCCGAUAAACGAGCCAACGAUGCAACAGUCGCAAGCUGUCUCGCGCAGCCCUGGUACUCCGACUCACAUUGAGUUUGCCCAAAGUCCCAAGAGCGCCACGUCGUAUACAUCUAUAAACAGCGGUGGCCAGUCAUCUCCUCAGGUCCAGUAUUACGGUUCGAGACGGUCCAGCGUGCACUCGAACACCGAGCCGCAAGAAGUGGCCGAUGCCAACGUGAAGUUUGUCCGUGACACCAGCAGGAUCUGGUACAAGCCGAAUAUAUCUCGGGAGCAAGCAAUCUCGAUGCUGAAGGAUGCAGCGCCAGGGACGUUCGUCGUUCGAGACAGCAACUCCUUUCCAGGAGCCUUUGGUCUCGCCCUGAAGGUAGCAACUCCACCUCCAAGUGCGCCAAGCAGUCCCAAAGACCCGUCUAGCGAGCUGGUUAGGCACUUUCUGAUCGAGCCUACCUCCAGAGGCGUCAGAUUAAAGGGAUGCGCCAACGAGCCAGUCUUCAGCUCGUUGUCCGCGUUGGUUUAUCAACACAGCUUGAUGGCGAUGGCUCUGCCUUGCCAGCUGUUGCUCCCAGAACCGGAAGCUGCAGCCAGAGCUCUCGAUUCACCCGGGACGAACAGCACGCAGCAAUUGCUUGCGCAGGGUGCAGCCUGCAACGUUCUAUACCUGUUCACCAUGGAUACGGAGUCACUGACGGGUCCCCAAGCCAUCAAGAAAGCAGUCACGACGAUGUUCGAGCAGAAACCACUGCCCACCGCGACUAUCGUUCAUUUCAAAGUCUCGACGCAGGGGAUAACUCUGACGGACAACGGCCGGAAGCUUUUCUUCCGCAGGCACUACCCCACGAACAAUAUCAGUUACUGCGGCUUAGACACGGAGGAACGUACUUGGGACUUCGCCAGCGAGGAAACCGGCCGGCCACUCAGUGCCCACCGAUGUUUCGGAUUCGUGGCGAGAAAACCGGCGCACAAAUCGGACAACCAGUGCCACGUGUUCGCCGAGCUGGAACCAGAGCAGCCAGCCACGGCCAUAGUGAAUUUCGUGAACAAGGUCAUGAUGGGCAACUCCAUAGCCAAGGCCAACAUCGUAUAAGUCGCGACGGAGAUCUAGAGCUUCGUCUUCGAAGUUCUACGAAGCGCAAUAGCAGCAGAAUCGCAGCGCUGACUCAAAGAAAGCGAAAUAGUCGAUUCUCGUAAUAGGUGUUGAUGCAUUUCGUGAACGUAGAAUCAGGAGCAGUCAGUAGAGCAUGAAGCGUUUCUAAGCGUAAAAAUACACGUAGAAGUUUAACGAUAGAGGUUGAAUCGUUAUUGUUAUCUGAACGGUGGAUGCGGUGAAUCCAAUGGGAAAUUGGGUUGGCGGAGAGACUCGAUUCCAUCCUCGGUGUCG
Heterotrigona itama is the source of this 4246-nucleotide messenger RNA. The record is from the annotation of a GenBank genome assembly. Lineage: Eukaryota; Metazoa; Arthropoda; Insecta; Hymenoptera; Apidae.